Messenger RNA from Pangasianodon hypophthalmus (striped catfish), 4499 nucleotides. RefSeq names its product zinc finger protein 883. Lineage: Eukaryota; Metazoa; Chordata; Actinopteri; Siluriformes; Pangasiidae. The record is from RefSeq and is a predicted model, not a curated record. Bases 349 to 2004 code for a protein of 551 amino acids. The transcript is spliced from 4 exons. Gene Ontology annotation, biological process: regulation of DNA-templated transcription. Gene Ontology annotation, molecular function: DNA-binding transcription factor activity, RNA polymerase II-specific; RNA polymerase II cis-regulatory region sequence-specific DNA binding.
UGCAAAGCAAUGCUGUAGAGCAAAGCUUUUUUUCUAGAUAUGAUAUUAUAUUGGAGUCCAUAAUACUAAAGAAGACAAUUUUUACUUUAAGAGCACCUUAAAUUUGUUGAUAUAGAAAUCCCAAAGUUACCAAAACAAUAACCGCCCGCUUAGCUGCAUUUUGCAGCGCGUGCACGUGACGUCACCGGGGAGGCGCGUGCUCGUGGCAGUGUGCAGACGGACUCCAAUACGUCAUGACGCAAAGAGCGCGCGCACGCGGCUGUGUAUUUUUAUUUAUUUAUCUAAUUUAUUUAUCAGACGUGGAGAACAAGCGUGCAGUUAAAAUCUUUUUUCUAAUCCGGUUUCAAGAUGACAGCUAGACGAGAGACGGAGGAAGACUUCAUAAAAGAGGAACAGUUCAAAUUCUUGCACCGUUUCUGCCAAGAGACAGAAUUAAUGCCACAAAUGCAAAAACUGCAGGACGUGGAGGAUGUGCCCAGUCUUAACCCGGAUCCUGACACGUAUCCCACGCAGUGUUUGUGCUGUAAUGGCGAAGAUCAGCACACAGAGCGGACUCUGUUAAAGAGGUGUACAGUGAGACUGGUGGACUUCAGGAAGAUACCGGGUCUGAGUGCAAAAAUAAUAUCAGAAGGAAAUCUUCAUACUGGAGUUUCAGGUGAAUCCCACAUGUUUGAUGGAGACAAGCAAGCACUUCAGGCUCAGUUAAAGAUGAAUUCAGUGAGAUCAGCAGUGGAUUGUGGAAAAAUACAAAGCAGAAAAGCAACAGCUGAGAGACAGCCAGAAGAAGGGGCUUAUUAUCAUAAAUACAACCCCAGCAAUUUCAUUUCGUCCAGUGCGUCCAUCAAGUCAUCUUGCGAUCCAGAUCAAGAAAAACUUAUCAGAGGAGAGAGCCUUAGAGUAGAUAAGUUUGUAAGGAGUUCCUUUGAAUUACAUCGCUCAGGCAAAUGUAUUGCACCUCGUACGGGACAAAGGGCUUAUCAGUGCAGCCAGUGCAAUAAGAGUUUCAGUAGUUCAUCAGACUUUACAAGACAUCAGAAAAUGCAUGCAAGAGAGAAGCGUUAUCAUUGCACACAGUGUGGAAAAAAGUAUUUAAAAGGCUCAUAUUUGCGGCGGCACCAGAAAGUGCACACAAGAUUAAAACCUCAUAGCCGCCCUGAGUGCGGCGAGACUUUCACUCGGUCAUCAAGCCUUACAGUGCAUGAUCGAGUGCAUACUGGAGAAAAGCCCUACAUGUGCACACAGUGUGGAAAACAAUUCUCAAGCUCAUUAGGUGUUCGGAGACACAAGAAAGUACACAGUCAAGAGAAGCCUCAUCAGUGCUCUGAGUGUGGUAAACAGUUCCGAUGUUCCAACACGUUAAGGAUUCACAAGAGAACACACACCCAGGAGAAGCUCCAUGAGUGUUUCGAGUGUGGUAAACAGUUUGUACAUUCAUCAACCUUAAACCAUCACAAGAGAAUACAUACACAAGAGAAGCGUUUUCAGUGCUCAGAAUGUGGUAAACAGUUCAUACAGUCUUCGUCUCUUAAACAUCAUAAGAGAAUACAUACUGGGGAAAAACCAUAUAAGUGUUCUCAGUGUGAUAAGGCAUUUCCUCAUUCUUCAGCUCUUAUAGUACACCAAAGGCUACACACUGGACAAAAGCCUUACCACUGUGACCUGUGUGGAAAACAGUUUUCACAGUCAACACAUCUGCGAACCCACCAGAGGGUGCACACCGGAGUCAAGCCUUACAUCUGCGCUCAGUGCGGCAAGUCUUUCACUCAGUCAUCACAUCUUGCAGUGCACAAGCUAUUGCACACUGGACAGAAGCCUUACUGCUGCUCCACCUGUGGCAAAGGAUUCGCAACACCAGCCUACCUUAAGCUACACCAGAGAAUUCAUACUGGCGAAAAGCCGUACCAGUGUUCAGUGUGUGGAUGGUCCUUCACUCAGUCCCACAGCCUCAAAGAGCAUCUGGGAAAACACUGGAGAGAAGCCGUACCAGUGUUUCAAGUUCAGUAGAGCAUUCAGAGAGUUUGGCGACCUUAAAUACUAAACUUGGGAUGAACACUUUUCCCUUCAAAUUUGAGCUGAACUGUUCUCUUAAUGAAGGUCUCACCAGUCACAUGCUUCAUGUUUUUAUCUGGUACAGUAAGAUUAAGACUUAGCACUCCAAGAGAAUGGGCAAAAAUGAUUUGUAUAAUCAAUGAUUCAAAAUUUCAAACAAUAAGACAAACUGUUAUACUGUAACACAACUAAUUAGCAUCAGAAUCUUUUCAGUAGUAAUAUUUUCUCUUAAAACCUAUGUGGCAUAUUCAAAAUACAGUACUCUGCAAAAGUCUUAGGAACCAUACCUUUUUUUCUAUAAAUUUAGUCUUGCAUGUGGAAUUCAUGCAUACUGUAUUAGUGUGUCAUUAUAUCAGGAAAAGCGUUCCAUUAUUAUUUUCACAUAAAAGUCGGUGUUACAGAGAAAUCAUGGGUUUUAUUAAAUAAGAACCAUAUUAAGUAAUAUGUUAAAACAUCACUGAGGCUUUUCAGGAAUUUUACCUCCAAAGACAGAAGAACAGAUAUCCAAGAAGCCUGAAACAACCAACCAGGUGAUUUCUUUAGAAAACCGCACCACAGUGUAAAUUUUGGUUGAAGGCAUCUUUGUUUACUUUAGAUGUGACUUUUGCACAGAACUGUAUAUGCAAACAAAUUGUCAUGUCAAGACUGUGUUUUCAGCUAUAUUAUAUUUGAAUAAUAUAAAUCCCCAAAUCUUUAAGUUUAAAAUAUGAGCCAGUAGAUUAGGUUUAUUCAUUUAUGUAUUCAGGUUAUAUUACAUUUUGCUAAAAAAAUCUCUUUUAUUCAGUAAAAAAUGCAAUAAUAUUAUUUUGUGUCUUUGUUUGGAUUGAUUUAAAUAAUUACAAACAACUGGUUUAAUGCAGUUCUCUUAGAUUAAGCACUACAGGACAUGCUAUUAAAGAAGCAGAGGAAGGCAUAAAAUAUAUACAGCUUUAGUUAAGAAAGGAGCUUUUGUGCCAUGUCAUUAUUCACCUUGCAACAACCCAUCCCAAAGCUUCAUCAGAAUGGAAAUUCAUUCAGGACCUUAGACUAGUUGAUUCUCUGCACCUGCCAAGCAGCCUACUCCAACAGUUUAACAACUAGAAUAUAAAAGUUUAUUAUUAUUAUUAUUAUUAUUAUUAUUAUUAUUAUGUGAAUAAAAACAGUUUUUUCCUUGGAAGUGUAAUGGAAGCAAACAAUUGUAUAGGAUGUCUGUGUAUGCUGUAGCAUUACAAUUUCUCUUGCCAAGGUUGGAGUGGAAGAACUCGAGUGGCCUGCACAGAGCCCCGACCUCAACCCCUCCGAACACCUUUUUGAUGAAUCGGAAAGUCGACUGCAUGCCAGGCCUCCUCACCCAACAUCAGUGCCUGACUUUAUUAAUGCUCUUGUAGCUGAAUGAUUACAAAUCCCCACAGCCACUCUCCAAAAUCUAGUGAAAAGCAUUUCCAAAAGAGUGGAGGUUAUUAUAACAGCAAAGAGGGACUAAAUCUGGAAUGGGACGUUCAGCACGCACAUAUGGGUGUGAUGGUCAGGUGUCCACAUACUUUUGGCAAUAUAGUGUAUCUUAAUGGAUGUCAAAGGCUUUUACAGUCAAAUCCUGACAAAAUAGAACUAUAAUACAUUAAAAAAAACAGGGAAUACCUGCAUGAUAAGCUUGAUUUUCUGUCCCAAAACCCAGAAUCCCCACUAUACAAGUAUACGGAUAUUACUGAAAUAUUUCUUACCCCUGUAACAGGCAGCUCAACCACACGGUCACACACAUUUAUCAUUGUAAUUCCAAUAUAUAGUGUUCAUGAAUUUGUCUCCAACUUUUCCCUCUAUCUCAAGGGAUUACAGUGAGUGUUCUUGACAUAAAAGCUUUGAAAUCAGCAUGAAAACCGGAUGUUAUCACCAGAGCUACUCCUCAUUCAAGUUACCCAGCUAAAAUGUCAAAAGUUAGUAAAAAGGUAAAACACAUAAUAUUACACUCAUGUGCCUGUAUUUAGGGGCAGUCGUGGCCUAAUGGUUAGCAAGUUGUGGUCAUGGGUUCAAGUUUCAGGUACGGCAGGGAUUGUAGGUGGGGGGGAGUGAAUGACCAACGCUCUCCUCCACCCUCAAUACCACGACUGAGGUGAGACCCUUGAGCAAGGCACCAACCCCCAACUGCCCAGGUGCCGCAGCAAAAAAGGCUGCCCACUGCUCCAGGUGUGUGUGUUCACUGCUGUGCGUGUGCACUUGGAUGGGUUAAAUGCAGAGCACAAAUUCCAAGCACGGGUCACCAUGCUACAUGUCACUUUACUUCACUUUAUGUAUGAGUUGUAUUAAAAUGUUACCGCAUGGUCACUUAGUCACCAAACUGAAGUGACUUAAAAGGAGUUCACUGCCAGCUUCCAGUCAGUUGUGACCUAGAUUUAUCAGCAAUUUUAUCAAGAUAACUUGUUGUUUUACACCAAUUAUGAUAUAUUUAUAACAAAAAGAUGUAUAUAUCAAUAAAA